Messenger RNA from Sycon ciliatum, 2487 nucleotides. RefSeq lists its product as uncharacterized. Bases 68 to 2056 code for a protein of 662 amino acids. Lineage: Eukaryota; Metazoa; Porifera; Calcarea; Leucosolenida; Sycettidae. The transcript has a single exon. Gene Ontology annotation, molecular function: zinc ion binding. The record is from RefSeq and is a predicted model, not a curated record.
GCCCGUGCGGUACAGUUGAACAGUAGCUCAGCCUUUUUGACAUAUUCGGCUUUGUUCAUUGUGUACGAUGAGGCCAACAUGUGUAUUCUGCGCAGAUGGAGGAGGGAAAGCGGGAAAACUUCUGAAGUGUCUUCACAAGAUCUGCUUUGACUGUCUUCCAGGCAGCGUUGAAAAAGAUGGGAGAAUACGCUGUGCCAAGUGUCGACGUACUACGCCAUGUCCACCUCCUGGUCGCCGUCACGAACAGCUGUUAGUUGAUGACUCCAUGUUUGACAGUGUGCCAAAUAAAAGUACCGGAACGAAGCAGUCGGACGCGAAAGAUCAUGACCUUCAAAUCGUCCUUGAUGACCGUAUGAACUCUCCCGAAGUUCAACCAGAAUCAAGGAGCGCGGACGUCGACCGUUCAACCGUUGCGAGAGCCGAUAAUCAGACACCUCAUCACGGACGAGUUUACUUUUGUCCUUGCCAUGGCAAGAUGGAGAUGCGAUACUACUGUACUCUCUGUCGGGAGGUUUUGUGCGAAUGCUGCAGGGUCGACGUCAAGCACGAGUCCCAUAUCGAUCAGAUCAAGGAUGCCACAGACGUAGCCGCAGCGUUAAGACACAGACUUAUGAAGCGCCUGCGCAACAUCGUCCCUGAUGACAAAGACCAGGAAGCGGAGGAAAGCCUGCAAUAUGCUGGUGAUCUCCUGGAAGCAUUUGAGAGUGACGUUGCCAGUCAAGUGUCCAAUAUCAAGACACAGAUCAGCGAAAAGUGUGAGGAGCAACUUCUAAAGGUGAAGAAACGAAAGAAGGAACUGGAAAGCGAGGCGAAGACUCGGAAAAAGGAGCUAGCAGAACAAGAAGAAUAUUACCGGAAGUCGAACAGUGCUGAACGCGCAUUCCAGCAUAUACAAGACGGACUGAGAUAUGCUAUACGAAAUGAAGACCUCCUUAAAAUGUAUCCAAGAUCGAUAAAUCAUCUUACAGCGGCGUCGCGUGAUAUGGACGCCAAACGAAGUGAGCUAAUGCGAAGGGUAGUAUUCGCGUGCCAGAAUCUGGAAGCCGGCUUUGGUGAAAUGGGUAAUGUUGUGGAUAACACUGAUAUUGAUUUAUCGAUGUGUGCCUUCGCUGAAGAUAGCCCCUAUCUUGCAUUUGUAGGGGAUGAACUAGGUUUUGGUGCAAAAGUGAGAAAUGGGCGAGGCCAACUUGUGUCUGCUCUCGCAUUGAAAGUCUCCAGCUUUCAAAUCUGGGCAACUGAACUUUGUUGUGGAUGUUCUAGCACGGCUCCAGAGCUAGUGCCUGUAUUAGGUUAUAGCAAGGGCCAUGUGCAUGCUCUAUUCCAGUAUGACUGCCGAGAACCUGCAACCUAUCUGCUAGAGCUGUUGCUGGAUACUCCCUGUCCCUUACCAGAACUUCAAAAGCAAUCAACGGUCUCGGAUGUAGCCAAGUAUUUUCCUUUAAAAACUUGGCUUUUAGUGUACAAAUCCCAGGCCAGCUUCUUCCACUCGUCUCAAGUGUCACCCACCCAGGGCAUAGCAUUAUCGUAUUCAAGUACUUGGUUACCUUAUCUUUCACAGGCGCCCCCCUGCAUCAAACUACGCCAAGUAGAGAAUGAAGUCGCUACAGCACGAGCGAUGAUGCCAAUUCAAGACCGAGACUUUUCAGUAGGAUUCAUCAUCUUCAAAUGUCCAUCCAGUAAGAUUGACAUAGGAUUUUCGUGGGAAUGUGCAGAGACUAGCCAGGAAAUGAACAUUGUUCUUGCAUCCUCUCCUAAAUCUCACUCCUCGCUUUCUCCUAUCUGUGACUUCGCGACAGCAGAUAUCGUACACGUGAACCGCCGUCCGCACGCGCAUGGUAAGUAUGACAUUGAUCACUAUUCUUGGGAGGGAGUGUUGAAGAAUGAACAUCACGUGACUGUACAUCCAAAUAAGAAGCCCAUUCUAAUGGUGCGAAUGUUUCACAGUGGUGCAAUUGUAAAGGUUUUUGAAGAUAACAAGAAGCAAUUGAAAGAAAGAAUUCAAGCUUUGAUCAGAACUGCAGAAGCUGUACGUCCUGACCAGCUGAUGGAACAAUAAACACAACGCAAGUUAUCCACUUGUAACGAAAGUUAUGGUUUUCAGAGUCACGAUUUGUUUGUUCCCUUUAUGACCAAAUUAGCAUUCUUUUGUGUGUUGCCUUGUCAUUAUUAUCAUUAUUAGCAUGUAUUAUUAACAUGUACGUUUUAGUAAUACGAAUGUUGGUAUUAUAUCUGGCUCAAAUAAUAGACUAAGUCGCCCAAGCACAGGCUUGCUUUCCAGUCUCUACUCUCCCUGCUGUUUUGUUAUGGUAUAUUCUGUUGUCUUCACCCCUUCUGACGACUAGAAUCUGUACUAGGUUGUGUACUUAGUAAGAAAUAAAACAUGAAAAAGGUACAAUGUAUACAAAUAAUCUGCGUGGAGAUAAAAAUUUAAAUAAUGCUGUAUAAAAUAAUCGGCGUAAGAGUUACGAUAUUCUGGGAAGGCUGCUG